Molecule: messenger RNA, 692 nt
Organism: Sodiomyces alkalinus F11
Lineage: Eukaryota; Fungi; Ascomycota; Sordariomycetes; Glomerellales; Plectosphaerellaceae
Exons: 7
Coding region: 1-642 (213 amino acids)
Source: RefSeq, a predicted model, not a curated record
AUGGCGAGAGGCCAGAAGUACAGGAAGACAGAGCAUCAGGAGCGAAGCCGCAAGUUGCAACCCCUCCACCCGAGUCCAGUGGUCCACCCUAUGCUUCGAGAUAUCGUAAAGGAUCCAUGGACCAUGAUCCAUCUUGUCAUCCUGAGACUUGAGCCCCUGACCCAACCCAAGCUUGUCCCCUAUUUCAACCAGGGCUGCCGCAGUGACGGGUCGGUGUGGGGGCGGGGGCCGCGGCCCGCGGGGCCCCCCGCGUGGCCACUGAUAUUAGAGCUUGACACCGGUUCACGGAAAUACCCGGCGGGGGCCCGAUGGGUCGGACCGUGUCCCAUAGGCAUGCUCAGGCUCUUCUUGCGAGGGUUCAACUGCAGGACUUUCUGCAGCGAAGACGAACAGACCCUUCCAGGUCGAAUGGUUUUCUCGGAAUGGACGAGCAGGGGCCCAGGCCCCAGGGCGCAGCAGGGGUUUGAAGGCGCCUUCUGCUCUCCAUGUGAUCACGGUCUAUGCAUGGACAAAACUUUUGGGAGCGCUUACUGCGGGAAAUAUUGGGAUGCUGCUCUCAUCGACUCGAGACUCGACUCACUCGAGCCAUCCACACCCACGCAGCUAUCCCGAAAGAAAAGCCAUACCCACACCGCAUCAUGAUUCUUGCAGGCGUGUGCUCCAGAGUCGGGGAGUGUCCCCUUUCACCUAAG